GUGUUGAGUUUAGAAGAAAAAGACAAGGCCCAAAUGCACCGCACCGUGCCCUCUCUCCUUUUCAAACAAAAAUUCCCGUCCUUGCUUUGCCUCUUUCCAAUUUCUCUCUCAAAAAGAAACGAAAUCUUUCUAUCCAUUUCCUCACAUACGUAAGCUUUAGUUCUCUUCACAGUAUAGUACACACGUGGCGCUGGCCACCAUACCUAGUUCUCCACACACACACAAAAUAAAAAAAUAACACCGUAGCGUUUUUACUCCGAAUAGCGAAGAGCACCUCUUCGUUGUGCCCCGCAUAAGUUGACACAGUUCUUCUGUUUCGCUUCUCUAGAACUUAUUGCCUUAUCACCAUCUUAACCGCCGUUUUCCCUUACGAAAUCUUUUUUUGCUGCUUUUUCGACCCACAGCAGAGGACUCUCAAAAAACAGGUUGCGAUGCAGAGAUUCACUGCUCGUUACGCCCUCGGCACGGCGCUGCCGCCUGCCUCGCGCAAAUGGACCUCCAAGUUCAGCUCCUACUGGGCUCAGCAGUGCCCGCGACGCUUCGCCACCUCUGCCCACCUGUCGGCGGCGGAUGAGGCGGCCGCGAGGGCAGCAGCGACGAUGAAGCCGUGGAUCGCACCCGCCCACAAUCGGUCGGUGGCCAACUGGCUGUACAUCAGCGCCGCCUGCGUCGGCGGCGUGGUCUGGUUUGGCGGCAUUACCCGCCUCACGGAGAGCGGACUCUCGCUCGUGGAGUGGAAACCCAUCAGCGGCGUGCGGCCCCCGUUGACGGACGAGGAGUGGGAGCAGGAGUUCAAGCACUACCAAAAGUUUCCCGAGUUUCAGCAGAAGCCAGAUAUGACGAUGCGCGAGUUUAAGUUCAUCUUUUUCUGGGAGUGGGCACACCGUGUGCUGGCGCGCAGUCUCGGUCUCGUCUUUGGUGGCCCGCUGAUCUAUUACGCGGCGCGAGGACGCUUCAAAGGAAACGGCAAGUUCCUCGCCGGACUCCUCGGGAUCUUGGGCCUUGGCGCGGCACAGGGCGCCAUGGGCUGGUACAUGGUGAAGAGCGGCCUCGACAACAAGAUUAUCGAAGAGCGGCGCAAGGCCACUGUCUCCGCCUACCGCCUUGCCGCUCACCUGGUGCUGGCCUUCACCAUCUACUCCUUCAUGCUGCGCAUGGGCUACGGGCUGAAGCUGCCGGUGAUGGCGCCCUUCCCGCGCCUCGCCAAGGUGCAACUGUGGUCGCGCCUGUCUUUCUCCGUGAUGUUCCUGACCGCCACCUCCGGCGCCUUCGUGGCGGGCCUCGAUGCGGGUUUGCUGUACAACGACGACUUCCCGUGGAUGGCCGGUGGCGUCUUUCCGCCGUCGGACCACCUCUUCGCGCUGCAGCCGAUGUGGCGCAACAUCUUCGAGAACCCGUCCAUGUCGCAGACCAUCCACCGUGUCACGGCGGGUAUCACCUUCGCGACCAUCAUCGGCCUCAACGUGGCCACGUCGCGCCGUCGCGGCUUUAUUCCGCGUCCCGUCUUCCGCAACCUCAUGUACGUGAACACGGCGCUGCUGCUGCAGGUCGGCCUCGGCAUCUGGACGGUGAUGUCGACGGUGGACAUCCCAGUUGCCGCGUCGCACCAGAUGGGUGCCUUGAUUCUGCUCUCGACGUUGAUUCGCAUGUGCGCUGUUGUCGGCAGCCGCGGCGUCAUCUUGGCGUAG
Molecule: messenger RNA, 1688 nt
Organism: Leptomonas pyrrhocoris
Lineage: Eukaryota; Euglenozoa; Kinetoplastea; Trypanosomatida; Trypanosomatidae
Product: putative mitochondrial Cytochrome oxidase assembly protein-like protein
Exons: 1
Coding region: 432-1688 (418 amino acids)
Biological process (GO): heme A biosynthetic process
Cellular component (GO): mitochondrial inner membrane
Molecular function (GO): oxidoreductase activity, acting on NAD(P)H, heme protein as acceptor
Source: RefSeq, a predicted model, not a curated record